AUUUUAUUGAUCCGAUCUCAUUCCGCAUACUCCAAAAACGAAAAGGCUACUUACUCCAGUUUCGAAAAAAUUACAAUACUAACUAAUAAUAACUUGCAAUUAUAAGGUAGCAGCAAUGCUGCCACGGCAAUAUUACAACGAGCAAGACGUUCGAAAACGGCAAAUCGAUACUUUAAAAAUAUUCAAUGACAACGUCCAAGAAGUGACUGAAAAUACGGAGUAUAAAGUAGAUUUCACAAUAAAUGGGAAGAAUUUCAGCUUGAACGUGAUAUUAGGGCCGGAGUUUCCUAAUGAGAAGCCAGUUAUAUUGGUGAAUCCUCCGGUAUCGCAUCCAUGGGUGGCGGAGCACUCAAGUCAAGUGGUUGGGGCUCCGGGGCUGAUCCAGUUUACUGUGCAUUCGGAUUUGGGGAGAGUUGUGCAUGCUGUUAUUAGGGAGCUCCAAAAGGCACUGCCAGUAGAAGAAGAGUCUCAGAGCAGCCCCUCGCACUCACACUCCCUCCUGUUUCCGGAGCUUGGAGAGCUGACGAUUGAGGAGCUGCAUGAGAUCCUGGAGAACCCGGACUUGCAGGUAACCUUUCACAAUGUUGCACUGCCAGUAGAAGAAGAGUCUCAGAGCAGCCCCUCGCACUCACACUCCCUCCUGUUUCCGGAGCUUGGAGAGCUGACGAUUGAGGAGCUGCAUGAGAUCCUGGAGAACCCGGACUUGCAGGCACUGCCAGUAGAAGAAGAGUCACAGGGCAGUCCCUCGCACACAUCCCACCUCCUGUUUCCUGAGCUUGGGGAGCUGACGAUUGAGGAGCUGCAUGAGAUCCUGGAGAACCCGGACUUGCAGGGCUUAUUUCUGAUAUUAUCGUACCACCUACACAGGGAGCUCCAAAAGGCACUGCCAGUAGAAGAAGAGUCUCAGAGCAGCCCCUCGCACUCACACUCCCUCCUGUUUCCGGAGCUUGGAGAGCUGACGAUUGAGGAGCUGCAUGAGAUCCUGGAGAACCCGGACUUGCAGGACAAGCUUCUAGAAACCACGCCCCAACUCCUCGCCCUGAAUCUGGAGACGGAGGAACUGAUGCUCAGCAUCGAGAGGAUAGCCCGGGACAACAUCGCAGAACAGCAGAGACUGGACGAGAUGAAGACGGAUGUCGUGGACCGGAUAUCCGCGCUGGUGCAGAUGAAGAUAAACUAUGAGGAGCUGCAUACUAGGUGAGGCUUCUUGCAGGACCAAAUUCUAGAAACUACGCCCCAACUCCUCGCCCUGAAUCUGGAGACGGAGGAACUGAUGCUCAGCAUCGAGAGGAUAGCCCGGGACAACAUCGCAGAACAGCAGAGACUGGACGAGAUGAAGACGGAUGUCGUGGACCGGAUAUCCGCGCUGGUGCAGAUGAAGAUAAACUAUGAGGAGCUGCAUACUAGGAUCGAGAGGAUAGCCCGGGACAACAUCGCAGAACAGCAGAGACUGGACGAGAUGAAGACGGAUGUCGUAGACCGGAUAUCCGCGCUGGACCAAAUUCUAGAAACUACGCCCCAACUCCUCGCCCUGAAUCUGGAGACGGAGGAACUGAUGCUCAGCAUCGAGAGGAUAGCCCGGGACAACAUCGCAGAACAGCAGAGACUGGACGAGAUGAAGACGGAUGUCGUGGACCGGAUAUCCGCGCUGGACCAAAUUCUAGAAACUACGCCCCAACUCCUCGCCCUGAAUCUGGAGACGGAGGAACUGAUGCUCAGCAUCGAGAGGAUAGCCCGGGACAACAUCGCAGAACAGCAGAGACUGGACGAGAUGAAGACGGAUGUCGUGGACCGGAUAUCCGCGCUGGACCAAAUUCUAGAAACUACGCCCCAACUCCUCGCCCUGAAUCUGGAGACGGAGGAACUGAUGCUCAGCAUCGAGAUGAUAGCCCGGGACAACAUCGCAGAACAGCAGAGACUGGACGAGAUGAAGACGGAUGUCGUGGACCAGAUAUCCGCGCUGGUGCAGAUGAAGAUUAACUAUGAGGAGCUACAUACUAGACACCAGAAAUUGUCAGAAGAGUACGACCCACACCGCAUCAGGGAUUGCUUGAAAGCGGCCGCCUUGAAGGCAGACGAGGAUGCCGAGGCCAUCGCUGAGCAGUUCCUACUAGGUAAGAUGCCAGUGGAGCGUUUCAUCUCACAAUUCGCGGAAACGCGCGCGAGGGGGCAGGCGCGGCGCGCGCGCGAGGAGAGACUCGCGCACCAGCUCGCGCAGCUACAUCGCGCCACCUAGGUCAGCUGACAACAAUCUCAUACCAUAGAAAAAUAUAAGUAGGUAAGGAACAGAGAUCGGACAAAGCGUCAUUGCUCGCAAUAAUGUGGACAUGACUCCAAAAUUUAUUAAAUAAUUAAUCAUUUCAUUAAUUUCUUACCUGAGGUUUAAUUUUGAUUCCUAAUCAAUAAAUAACUCAAAGAUUUCUUAUAAUGUAAAUUUAUUAAAAAAAUAAUCAGUAUGUUUUCCAAAUUAUCUGUAGGUACUCAAUUUUUAUAUCAAAAAUAUAUUAAGUGCUAUUUAUUGACUAGGGGACAAAAUUAAAUCUCAGGUAAAAAAAUAACUAAAAUAAUUAAAUGAUUAAUUAUUUAAUCAAGUUUGGACGUCAUGCUCCGUGGAAACCCCACUGUCUGUUUUGUGAUUUAUUGAAACGUAAUGCUGAUGUACACAAUAUGUACUGAAUUAGUACAUACUUCAAAAAAAUUGUACCUCAAUAGAUCGAGAGUACAAUAAACUCAAUUCGGACUUGCUGUAGAGCAUCUCCCCAGCAACCCCAAAAUUUAAUUAAAGAAAAUUUUUAGGGUUCCGUACCCAAAGGGUAAAACGGGACCCUAUUACUAAGACUUCGCUGUCCGUCCGUCCGUCCGUCCGUCCGUCCGUCCGUCUGUCACCAGGCUGUAUCUCACGAACCGUGAUAGCUAGACAGUUGAAAUUUUCACAGAUGAUGUAUUUCUGUUGCCGCUAUAACAACAAAUACUAAAAACAGAAUAAAAUAAAGAUUUAAAUGGGGCUCCCAUACAACAAACGUGAUUUUUGACCAAAGUUAAGCAACGUCGGGAGUGGUCAGUACUUGGAUGGGUGACCGUUUUUUUUUUUGCUUUUUUUUGUUUUUUUUUUAUAUGGUACGGAACCCUUCGUGCGCGAGUCCGACUCGCACUUGCCCGAUUUUUUCGUAAAUACUUACUUUUUAGCAAAUAAGAUACCGAAAAAAUGUACUGUGGUUUUUAACGUUGAAUGAGUUAGCCAUGGCUAGUUAAAUUAAUUAAUUGUCGCCAGGACGCAAGCGCCUCCAGCCGACUUCUCAAAGGUACGAAACUUUGUUUUUUUACAAUGGGGUUUCGUAGUCACCUAGACACCCUUAUACUUUCGCUAGGUCUGUCUGUCUGUCUGUCCGAGGCUUUGCUCCGUGAUCGUUAGUGCUAGAAAGCUGCAAUUUGGCAUGGAUACAUAAAUCAUGCAUUGCGACAGAACGGUAAAAUACAAAGUGCAAAAAAAAAUUUAGGGUACCUCCCAUACAAAAAGUUUUUUUUUGUUUUGUCGCGACUGAUACAUUCCGCUACUUGACGCUAGAUGUCGACUACGAAAUAACUAGCGUUUUCGUAAGAAAACUGAUGUAUGGAGUUACCACUCUUUCUUUCCUUAUAUUACUCUAUGGUGUUACUGUAGUUACGUAUGUAUUCCCUAGGUUAAUAUAUUAAGCUGUUCUUCCUAUAUUUAUAUAACGUAUAUAACAUGGAUUGUGCAAUAA
Molecule: messenger RNA, 3743 nt
Organism: Cydia splendana
Lineage: Eukaryota; Metazoa; Arthropoda; Insecta; Lepidoptera; Tortricidae
Product: ninein-like
Exons: 13
Biological process (GO): protein targeting to membrane; ubiquitin-dependent protein catabolic process via the multivesicular body sorting pathway; protein targeting to vacuole
Cellular component (GO): ESCRT I complex
Source: RefSeq, a predicted model, not a curated record